AUGGCGAUGGCCGCGCGGCCGCAGACGCCCGUGCAGGAUGCAUAUUCGUUCUCGCAGCACCGUGAACCGUCGCUGUUGAGUCGCGGGUAUGGCACCGUCCGUUCCUCCUCUCGCCCCAGCUCCUACGCCGGUGGGAGCUCCGCUUUGCACGGCUAUGGUGCUCUCGGCGGUCUGGAACCCGCGCAGAUCCCCCAGAACCCGAAGUUCAAAGAAGAUUUCGACGCGGCCAGCCGCCGCAGCUCCAUUCUGGCGGAGGGACCUUCUGCGCCGGGCCUGCAACGAUCAGCUUCAACUGGCUCUCCUGCUCGCUCCGCCGGCCCACAAUUGAAGACCACCACCCUGAAGAAAAAGCCUUCCUUGGGUAAGCGAGGGAGCUUGCGCCGCAGUGGGAGCCGGCGAUCUGUUCGCGCCGGCAGUGUGAAAAGUCUCAGCCUUGGCGACCGCGAAAAGUAUAACGAUGAGGAUGUGAAUAGUGCUUUUGUCGUUCCAAUUCCUACUACGGGCAAUCCAACCGAGGUGCUAGCGAAUCGCUUCCAAGCUUGGCGCAAGGUCCUCAAGGACCUGAUUGUCUUCUUCAAGGAGGUCCAGAAAUCUUACGAAACGCGAUCGAAGCUUUUCCUCUCCGCCAACAAUGCUAUUAACAACCAAUCGCUUCCUGCCGGAUUCUUGGAAUCAGGAGGCUUGGCGGACGCAACAGAGAUUCUACGCGAUUUCCAGCGUCAAGGAUACAACGAAGCAAACAAGGCAGUGGAGGUGGAGAUCGAAGUGAUCAGUCAGUUGACUGGACUGCGGAGCGACCUGCAGAAGAAGACCAAGGAGAUCAAGAACCUUUCAAGCGAUUUCAAGAACACUGUUGACAAGGAAAUUGAUGGCACGCGCAAGGCAGUCCGCAACCUGCACGAGUCAUUGGGUGUUGUUGAUACCGAUCCAUCUGCAACAUCCGGGAAGGGUGACCCCUUCUUAAUGCGCCUGAAUGUCGAGCGUCAAAUCGAGAAGCAGAUCGAGGAGGAGAACUAUCUACACCGAGCAUAUCUGAAUUUGGAGAACUCUGGCCGAGAGCUGGAGUCAAUUGUUGUCAGCGAGAUCCAGAAAGCUUAUAACGCCUACGCUAGUAUCCUCAAGCGCGAAGCAGACGAGGCUUACGAUACUGUUGAGAAGCUGCGGGUGGGCCCAAUCUCCAUGCCCCAGGACCACGAGUGGAAUGCCUUCGUCGCGAACACUGACGACCUGGUCGACCCCAAGAUCCCCUUGCGGAACGUCGAAAAUAUCACUUACUCUGGCAAAGAUCACCCUGCCGCGGCAGAGGUACGUGCUGGCAUGCUCGAGCGCAAGAGCAAAUACCUGAAGAGUUAUACACCUGGCUGGUACGUUUUGUCACCCACCCAUCUGCAUGAGUUCAAGUCGGCAGAUCGGAUCGAGUGGCAGACUCCGGUCAUGUCACUAUACCUCCCCGAGCAGAAGCUUGGGUCGCAUUCCAACCAAGAUUCGAGCUCCCACAAGUUCAUGCUCAAGGGUCGCCAAACUGGUGCGAUGCAUCGAGGUCAUUCCUGGGUUUUCCGGGCGGAAUCUCACGAGACAAUGAUGGCGUGGUAUGAUGAUAUCGAAAGUCUCAUCAGCAAGACCGGCGAGGCUCGCGAUGCUUUUGUUCGAAGCACCUCUCUCAGACGGCAUGGACGGACAGUCAGCGGCAUGUCUGCAAACGCUGAGCUGGAAGACGACGAGGCAGAUGAAACCCCUUACUCUGCCGGGUCAGUGAUCAUGGCCCCCGGCUCAUCGCAAGGACCAGGACCAGAGCGACCGAUGUCCGCCACUCGUCAGCCUGGCGGAGUUUUCCCUAGCGACGUCCAGAUCGACCGGAACAACCAGGUUCCGCUAUCUCCUUCCAGUGGAGCAAGCUCGUCAGGAAACGCCGUUGUUGCGGCUGCCCCGGCCUUGCCGGAUGGUGAUGCGAGACCUUCCCGGUUCUAUACCGGCCAUAACCCCGAGACCGGGUUGGCCCGGGUUCCCAGUGCAAGCCCCGCGGACACCUCGCGGUCUCGCAUGAGUCGUCACGACAGCUACUAUGGCCAAUGGAUGGGACCCACUGCCGUUGGCGCAAAGCAGGAGGCAGCCCACGCCGAAUCUGCCCCGAACGAGCAAGAUAUCAACGCAAACACCGGUCGUGCUCCGGAAGCUGGCCCUGAUACUCUCGUAGCUGGUCGUCCUGACACUUCUGGAUCUCCUCCGGUGGCUCGUCGUGAGAGCGUUUCUACCGCUCCGACCAACACCAAUGUCACCGAUUAUACCAACAAUACCAAGGCCACCUCGCUCGAUGAAGCAGCCUCACCUGGUGAUGCAGGGCCUGUGCGAUCAGAACUCCCCGAGGAUGGAUUUGCUGGUAAGGGAGCUAGCGGUCCCACGACAAGACCUGACAUGAGAUCAAACAGGCAUGAGAGUGCUGCCACGAUCGAUGUGCACCUCCCGGGCGAGUUUCCUCCCAGCACCGUAGCGGUUUAA
Molecule: messenger RNA, 2496 nt
Organism: Penicillium chermesinum
Lineage: Eukaryota; Fungi; Ascomycota; Eurotiomycetes; Eurotiales; Aspergillaceae
Product: SLM1 family PH domain-containing protein
Exons: 2
Coding region: 1-2496 (831 amino acids)
Source: RefSeq, a predicted model, not a curated record